Messenger RNA from Uranotaenia lowii, 1670 nucleotides. RefSeq lists its product as uncharacterized. The transcript is spliced from 7 exons. The record is from RefSeq and is a predicted model, not a curated record. The coding region runs from base 457 to 1026 and encodes 189 amino acids. Lineage: Eukaryota; Metazoa; Arthropoda; Insecta; Diptera; Culicidae.
CCAGCUGUUCAGGCAGCUCUAGCAUUUGUUCUGUUCUGUUCUGAUACAGACAUCGCUCGAACGCAUCUCCCCACAUCGCAUCAGUUGCUUGCAAGAUCUCGGUCGGUGUCGGCAGCGAGUCACAAUUUCUCACGGAACGAUACGCGAAACUUCCUACAUAUUGCGCGUCGAUUUCUCCCUACCAGAGUGGUGGCAGUAGUGUGACGCAGUGCCGUAGAACAAGUGGAAUAAUCCACUACGAAGCAGAACAAGUUUCGUCGCCCCAAGCCCCAAAAACGACUCUCGAACGUCGCAGACCAGCGCUAGACUCAGGAGGAGCAGCUGAGAAAGUAACAGGACGCGGACGGACGAACAGACGGUGUCGUGGCCAGAAAUCAGGCGCCUCCUUUUAAUCGAUUCUGCUGGAACCUACCUAGUGGCAUUUUUUGAGCAGCGCGUCCCGUCAGAACAUCUAAAAUGUUCAGCGGAUUCACAGGAGGUGCAACGUCAUCUCUGAAGAAUCUCGGCAGCAAGGCCGAGGGCCUGUUCGACAAGAAGAAGAAGGAGGCUCAGGAUUUGGCCAAUGAGAAGGUCCAGUCGGCCCAGAGCAUGGCCGAGGACCAGGCCAAGAAAACGCAGGAAGCCUUCGGCAAAACCAAACAGGACGCCGAAAACUUAGCCACUUCAGCAGCAUCUGAAGUCCAGGCUACCAAAGACCAGGCCACGGCCGUAGCUUCCGGAACCAAGGAGGCUGCCGGUACCUUGAUGGACCAUGCUAAGCAAGCCGCCGAGAAUGCCGCUCAACAGAGCGCUCAAGUCGUUGAGAAGGCUAUCGAGGAUCAGAUGAAGGCGGCUGAAGAGAAGAUCGAUGAAGGCAUGAAAACGGUAAGCAAUGAAGUGGACAAGAAAAUGCAAGAUGCUAACAAAUAUGCCGAUGAGAAGCGAAACGAUUUGGUGCAGGGAGUCAACAACGCUGCAACCAAGGCGCAAGAAUCGGCUACAUCAACGGCUGCUGGACUUCUCGGAAAAAUGAACAUUGGAAAGUAAAUCUUCGCUCUAACAUUUUAACAGUAAUCUCUACAACUGAACAACAUGCAAACUCAACUUGACAGAAUAUUCCCUUGAAACAUUACAAAUGAUAAUUAUUAAUCUGAUAUUAAAAAAAAAUGAACAUCGAAUGAGCGCAACAGUUUUCGUCGCCGUGAUUGUUCCAGCUUUCUAAUGAAAUAAAUAUUAAAAAAAAAAAAACAAAUAAUCAAUCCAAAGUUUUUCAACACACAAAAUGCAAAGCAUCGCACGAAAUUUUUGAAAUUUUAAUGCUUACCUGAUGAAAUGCGACCAGUUCAAAGCAUAUGGCCUUAAGCAUACUAUAAAUAUAAGUAAUGCAGAAGAUAGUAUACAAUUUAAUUUUGAAUCAAAGAGAAUAAUCUAUAAACAUAUUAUAUGAUAUAAACUUCGCUGAUGCCUCGACAUUUUCAAGCAUACACACAAACAAACACACAUACAAGAUGUGAUUUUUUUUCUAGACUUUCGAAAUGAAUCUUACAAUUAAAAGAAAAACAAAACAAUUACUACGUAGUAGCGAAAUGAUUGAAAGCUUUUUGAACAGAGAUAACUUUUUUGACAAGUAGAAAUUUAGUGCACCAAUCGAAAUGAUUGAAACAAUUGUUGAAUAAAUGUUACUCAACUUA